GGCCAAGGACACAUGCCUUCUUGAGAGGAAUGAGAAAUAUUAGCCAGAUGGGGCCAGAGAGUGCUUGGUAAGGAAGAGGAGGCUCCGGCCACAGACUGCUUUGUGAUAUACAGGAUUUGUGUCCUGUAGAUCCACCCAGAAGGCCCUGAGCUGGCUGGGAGCUAGGAUCAGAGAGAUUCCCCGGGCUCUCAGAGACUGGCUGGUACCCUGUCUCCUUGGAAGAUGAUGAGGGCACUGUUUAUCUGUGUUGCGAGCUGCCUUCUGGUAGUGAAUGGUGGUGACAUCAUCCAUCGCUGUACCUUGGCCAAGAUUCUGUAUGAGGAGGACUUGGACGGAUUUGAGGGCUACUCCCUGGCUGACUGGCUAUGCUUGGCUUUUGUGGAAAGCAAGUUCAACAUAUCCAAGGUGAAUGAGAACGUAGAUGGUAGCUUCGACUAUGGCGUCUUCCAGAUCAACAGCCGCUACUGGUGCAACGACUACCAGAGUCAUUCAGAGAACUUCUGCAGAACUGACUGUCAAGAACUACUGAAUCCCAACCUCAUUUCAUCCAUCCACUGUGCAAAAAAGAUUGUGUCUGCAUCCGGAGGGAUGAAGAACUGGGUAGAAUGGAGGUUGCACUGUUUAGGACGGCCACUCUCCUACUGGAUGACGGGAUGCCAUCUGGUAUGAACCAGGGUGCAGACCUACUGGGGAGUCACUCCAGGACCCCUGUACUCCUUGGACACCCUUCACUAUUUCAUCGUCUUGCCUUCACCUGUUACUUUCUUCUCUUCCCACUCACAAGUAAAACUGGCCAGAGUCCCAGGGGGAAACGUCUUACCUCGGCUCUCUGCUUGUGUUCAUCCAGGCCCAGUUCCUUUGUUCCUAUUAUUUGCAAACCAAGAAGAGGUCAAAUAAAUACAAUUAUAUGUUUCAAAAUUUAU
Molecule: messenger RNA, 923 nt
Organism: Grammomys surdaster
Lineage: Eukaryota; Metazoa; Chordata; Mammalia; Rodentia; Muridae
Gene: Lyzl6
Product: lysozyme like 6
Exons: 5
Coding region: 223-669 (148 amino acids)
Biological process (GO): fusion of sperm to egg plasma membrane involved in single fertilization
Cellular component (GO): acrosomal vesicle; sperm flagellum
Molecular function (GO): lysozyme activity
Source: RefSeq, a predicted model, not a curated record